AUGGUUACCAGUCUAGGCCUUCACUUACAUACUGCAGGGGUCGAUCUCAGUCCUAUUCAACCACUAUGGAUACCGCCAAAUUGUCGAUUUGAAGUUGACAACUACGAGCUAUCAUGGCCCUAUAAUGAACCGUUCGACUACAUUCACGGCCGCGAGCUAGAAGGGGCCAUUCGCGACCACAAGCAAUUAUUCCGCCAAGCCUUUGACAACCUCAACCCAAAUGGAUGGUUUGAGAUGGCUGCUUUUGAAGUCAAUACCAUGUCAGAUGAUAAUACACACCUCAAAGCGACAUGUCUGCUGAGCAGCAUCAGCAAUAUACAUACAUCAUCGAAGAUAUUUGGAAAAGAUAUGACUUCUGUCUCCUCGUGGAGAAGGUGGAUGAUAAAAGCCGGAUUUGUGAAUGUCAAAGAAGAUGACACCUCGCUGAUCGCAAACAAGCUUCCCCAAGGCCCAUGGUCUCCAGACUCCAACCUCCAAGAGCUUGGGAGAUACCAUCAACUUAACAUGCUCGAGGGGUUAUCGUCAUACACAUACGCACUAUUCACACGCGUGCUUGGAUGGCAACGUAUUGAAAUUGAAGCCCUGUUAGCAGGAGCUCGACGCGAAUUGAAACACCAUCUAAUCACUUGUAUACACGAGCGUAUAUUGUGUACGGGCAAAGACCGCCGUAUUGCCCAAAGAAAUAGCAUCCAUGCAAAGUGA
Penicillium canescens is the source of this 702-nucleotide messenger RNA. Its product is annotated as class I SAM-dependent methyltransferase. The transcript is spliced from 3 exons. NCBI's taxonomy places the organism in Eukaryota, Fungi, Ascomycota, Eurotiomycetes, Eurotiales, Aspergillaceae. The record is from RefSeq and is a predicted model, not a curated record. Bases 1 to 702 code for a protein of 233 amino acids.